CAGCUAAAUGGGACGGCCAUUUACGUAUGUUUGAUUCCUGUUACCAAUUUGUAUGUUCGGAAGCAGUGAUGGAAAUAUUGGCAAGUGGAUUGAGAUAUUUGAUGGGAUAAAAGCAGCUAUCAUCGUCGCGGAAUCUUUUACCAGAAGUCCGUGAUGGUUCCACGUGAGCUAUAAAUUGAACAGGGACUUGAAUUGCAUUGCACCGAUAUAAAACCCACGAGCUCUCCUGUUAUUCGGCGCGGAUAUGAGACCGCGAAUUACUGUUUUAGAAAAUCAUUCGGAUUUGAACCGUAUUAUUGAAGUGUCAAGCGUUGGCAUUUCAAAGCUAUUCAAGUUGACACGGGAGAGCUUAAGGCCAUAAUCGCUAUUCAUAGAGUGAGACAGUUAAAUUGAAGAGGAUAAUAAGGAAUUUGUAUAGGAUAUUACGAUGCCAAUGAGAAGACUAUAUUUUCAAUAAUCCUGAGGGAUCUCCUGCGAAAGGCCGUAGUUCCUAGUGUAAACAGCCCGGCGGAAGGAUGGGUCGACCUGGCAAGAGAAGAUCUCCAAAAUAAUUGAAAUCUAAUUCUGAGCUCCUAUCCUUUUCAUCACCCACUCGGUUCGUCUUCGAUUCAAAAUCACACCACGGUCUACGAUGAACGUCACAACGCCGACAACGUUGCCGCUAACAACACCUUACACUUUUGGGGUUCCCUUAGUACCAUCUGUGGCAGCCAUGAGUCCUGCUGAAAGGAAUGAACUCGCGCCGUACACGUUUAAUGAUGACUCCCCGAUCCCUCGGCUCCCAGAGUACGUUAAUGACAACCUAACCGAAGAAAGGGCCUUGACAGAAUAUUACUGCAAUGGGACAUUCGACUUGUCUCUUUGCUUGGAAAUACUAGGACUUGCUGAAAAUCUAACGUUCAAUUAUACAUCGAACGAGACAACUACAUUUGAAUGGACACUCCGUCACCCUAUGUGGUUAACAGUUCUAUUGGCAAUAUUUGGCGGUAUUGUCAGCAUUGUAACUGUUCUGGGAAACUCCCUCGUGCUGCUGUCAUUUUAUCUUGACCGUCAGAUCCGUCAACCAUCAAACUAUUUCAUUGCCAGUCUCGCCGUAUCGGAUCUACUGAUCGGCCUGUUCUCCAUGCCUUUGUAUACGAUGUAUUUAUUGUUGGACGCCAAGUGGCCGCUGGGGCCUACUGUGUGUGAUUUGUGGCUUUCCUUGGACUACACCAGCUGCCUCGCCUCGCAGUACACCGUGUUCUUUAUCACUGUGGACCGUUUUUGUUCUGUCAAAAUACCAGCAAAGUACCGCAACUGGCGAACAGAACACAAGGUGAAUGUGAUGGUGUCCGUCACCUGGGUCAUACCCAUACUUAUAUUCUACACGUCUAUAAUAGGAUGGCAGUACUUUGUUGGACUAAGAACUGUCCCCGCUCAAGAGUGUUGGGUCCAAUUCAUGUCCAGCCCAAUGUUUAAUACCAUCUUGGUUAUAGGGUACUAUUGGAUAACUCUGGUCGUGAUGAUAAUCCUGUAUGCAGGGAUCUACAAAGUGGCCUUGGAUCUACACAGAAAAUCAGCCGCAAAACAGAAAAAGAUGACGUCACUCGUUUCUAUGGCUGGACAAACCAUGACGAACAUAGGGAUUGGGAUAUCUCAAACAAAGAAGGCGUCUGUCAAGGAAGUUAAGGAAACAAUAAGUCCCUUAAAGAAUAAGAAAGCCACAGCAGCAGUGGAAGAGGAGGAGGGAUCUUCCAGCACUGCCUACCCAUCAGACGUGGAGGACUCAAGCAGUCAAUCGGCCCCUCAUCCUCCGCCGGCUUAUAACAGCCUAGACGGGGACAGCGCUGGAACUCCAGUGAAUAAACCUAAACAACACCACCAUCACCAUCACCAUCGACACCAUCACCAUCACCACGGGAAGGAUCACGCACAUGGGCAUAAAAAUAAAAAGACAGACGACCAUUUGACAACACCUAAGGGGGAGCAAUACCUGACUACCCCAACGCCGGUGUCACAAACACCUUCUAGUCUCCUUGACAACGAGUCGUCGACUCAAACUGCUGGAUCUCAUGAUACAAGCGGUUCCAGUGGCGAAACACCAAAACGAGGUCACGGCAUUCGUUUCAUCGAUCAAGAAAGCUUCCAAUCGUUUGCCUCUGGAGAGGAUGUGAAACUCGUUGUGGAAACCCGCCACAUUGAUAAGCUUGCUCAGUCCAAUGACGAGCCUCCGUCUCCAAUUUGGAAACGAAGACAGUCCUUUAAGGCGAAGGAGACUGAACACAGUGCCGCCAAUAUGGUUGGUUGCAACGGCGAUAAAGAUAAAGUUUGCAUGCAAGUUUCCGUGAAUAGUAAAUCGAAAGGCAAACCGGUAAUUAAAACAAUAAAACCACCAAGCGGAAACCAUGAACAUAAAUCAGCAAGGGAGAGGGUUACUCAACAGUGGCACGACAUAACAACAUAUUUUAGACGUAAAAACCAAAAACGAAAAGAAAAAGGAAAAGCUCAAGGUAAAAACAAGUCGAAGUCUGAAAAUCGAGCCAGAAAAGCCCUCAGAACCAUAUCCCUGAUAUUGGGGGCAUUUGUAUUGUUCUGGACUCCAUACCACGUUAUAGUUAUUAUUUUAGGUUUUUGCUACGAUUGUGUGCAUAUACGGCUGUACGAGAUUUCGUACUGGUUCUGCUACAUGAACAGCCCAAUCAAUCCUUUUUGCUAUGCAUUCGCCAAUGCACAAUUUAAGCGGACUUUCAAACGAAUCCUUAGUGGUGAUCUGCACAGGACAUGAUAGGCUUUGAUAUUAAUGAGUAAUAGAUUUAAGGAAUUGUUCGUGUAUUCCAAUGCGUAGUCCUAGUCAGAUUUUCGUUCAAAGUGAAGAGAUGAGACGCCAAAUGGAAUAUGAUAGAUUCCACGAUUCAAAGAUUGUACAAUGGGUGGAAAA
Messenger RNA from Lingula anatina, 2917 nucleotides. Its product is annotated as muscarinic acetylcholine receptor gar-2. The record is from RefSeq and is a predicted model, not a curated record. Gene Ontology annotation, cellular component: plasma membrane. Gene Ontology annotation, molecular function: G protein-coupled acetylcholine receptor activity. NCBI's taxonomy places the organism in Eukaryota, Metazoa, Brachiopoda, Lingulata, Lingulida, Lingulidae. Gene Ontology annotation, biological process: positive regulation of MAPK cascade; adenylate cyclase-activating adrenergic receptor signaling pathway.